ACUGAGGAGCCCCUAACGCAGCCGGGCGGAUAGAGGCAGUGUCUGUGGAGUCGGCGAGCAGAGAGCAGCAGCAGCAGAGAGUCGCAGCCGCCUUGGGUGUUAGAGGGGAAUCCUCUCUGCUACUCCGCACACCGCUAGCUCCCAGGUGCCCUAUCAUCAUCAUCAGCAGCAGCAGCUACGAUGAGACCUCUCUCUUGGGUCGCUGUGCUUCUGUGCGCGCUUCUCGCAAGAACAGUGAGUGCUGAGGGGGGCAGCGAUUGCGGCGGGGUUGUGGUGGUGAGCUUGCCGGGGUAUCUGACCUCGCCUGGCUAUCCCGAAGAUUACCCCCCGCACCAGACGUGCUCCUGGCAGCUACGCGCUCCCAGCCCCGAGCAGAAGCUGCUCAUUAACUUCAACCCCCACUUCGACAUGGAGAAGAACAGCUGUCGAUUCGACUACGUGCAGGUGUGGGACGAUGGCGAUGAGAAGUCGGGCGACGACUCGGGAAAGUUCUGUGGCACCGUGGCUCCGGCGCCCAUCCUGUCCAGCGGCCCGACGCUGCACGUCAAAUUCGUGUCCGACUACACGACCCAGGGGGCUGGCUUCUCGCUCCGAUACGAGCUCUACAAACCGGGCGUGGACUGCUCGAGGAACUUCACGGCACCGAGCGGCCGCAUCGCGUCCCCCGGGCACCCCCUGGGCUACCCGCCGAACGCGGCGUGCGUGUUCGUCGUCUCGCCGCCCCCACCGCACGCCUACAUCCUCCUCACCUUCCGCACCUUCCACCUGGAGGCCGACCCGGACGACGGCUCGGCCAGCGAGGGCUCGGCCUGCAAGUACGACCACGUCGAGGUGUGGGACGGGCUGCCCACGGUGGGCCUCCUGAUAGUGCGCCUGUGCGGCAGCAAGAUCCCGGACCCCGUCGUCGCUGUUACGGGCACCAUGACGCUCGUCUUCCACUCCGACAACGCCAUCGCCAAGGACGGCUUCUCGGCCUCGUACACCGUGCUGCCGAGCCGGCCGGCCGAGUCGUUCCCGUGCUUCGCGCCGCUGGGCAUGGAGUUGGGCACGAUCCCGGACGCGCGUGUCUCGGCGUCGUCCUCGUACCACACGGGCACGUGGCUGCCCCAGCAGGGCCGGCUCCACCACCCGCUCAACGCCUGGACCCCGGCGGUGGACUCCAACCGCGAGUGGAUUCAGGUCGACCUGGGCAGCCUGAAGAUCGUGACGGCCGUGGCCACGCAGGGCGCCAUCUCGAUAAAUUCGGGCCGCGUGUACUACGUCACCUCCUACCGAGUUUAUGUGGGAGUCACAGGCAGCGACUGGUCGCCUAUCCGCGAGGAACGCCAGCUCAAGCAGUUUGUAGGAAACACGGACGAGAGCACCGUGGUGCAGAACAAGCUUCCGGUCCGUGUGGUGACUCGCUUCGUGCGGGUCAAACCACAGACGUGGGAGAACGGCAUCGCCAUGCGCCUCGAGUUAUAUGGUUGCUCCAUCUCCGACUACCCGUGCUCCGAGAAGCUGGGCCUGAUGUCGGGGCGGCUCCGCGACGAGCAGAUCACGGCGUCGGCGUCGCGCGACGACUCGCACUGGGGACCGGCCGCCGCGCGCCUCAUGGCCCCUCUCUUCGGCUGGGCCCCCCCGGUCAAAGGCACCGGCCACUGGCUUCAGGUCGACCUGGGCCAGGUGGUCGCGCUGAGUGGGCUGGUGGUGCAGGGCGCGAAGGGCCCGCUCGCAUCUUCGGCCGACGCGCGGCUCUUCGUGCGCAAGUUCCGCCUCGAGUACAGCGGCGACGACGGCCACAGCUGGGCCCCCAUCACCAGGGACGGCGCCAGCGGCACCAGCAAGCAGUUUGACGGGAACUCCAACUGGGACAUGCCGGAGGUGCGAAGGUUCCCGGUGGUGACGGCACGAUACGUGCGCCUCUAUCCCGAGCGCUGGGGAGCCGGAGGAGGAGGCCUCCGGCUCGAGCUGCUGGGAUGCACCUUGCCCGGCUGGGUUGAGCCGCCCACGCGCCGGAACGUCUCGUCCAGCGAGGGUCCCGCGGGCCCCCCUUGCCCCCAUGGCGAAUGGCCGCACGGCUGCUCCGGGGAGGACGUCUUGUCGGAGCAUAGCUCCGGGGAGCGAGGAGCGUCGCUGACGACACUUGCGCCGAGACCACAGGCGACAUCACCCCCCGACAGCACCGCCGAUCUCGCGAGAGUGCCCGAAUUUCGAACCGGCGCAGCGGGCAAAUGGAGCACGUCCUCAUCGCCACGCCGGCACCCGGCGCCAACAACGCCACCGUCGUCGUCAUCGCCGCCGCCGCCGCCGCCGCCCACCCCGACGCCGGGCCCCAAGUCGGCGUACACCAGCCUGGACCUAGUGCUCAUCAGCAUCAUCGGCAUCAGCUCACUGGGCAUCGUGCUGGGUGCCGUGUGCGUGGGCCUGCUGGCGUUCUGCACGAGCCCGUGCCAGGCGGGGAGGUCGUCGCCGCCGCCGCCGCCGCCAAACGGCACGAUCACCAAGCCGAGGCUGCCCGCCGGCGAGGGCACGGGAGGGCUGGAGCUGUGCGACGGCGCGGCCAACGGGGUGAGGGGCAAGGUUGGCCGUCAGAGCUCUUCCUCCGAGGCGUGACCGCUGGGGAUCAUCGACGCUCCCCCCGCGGCGUGGAGCUUACGCUGCUGCUGCUGCUGCUGCCGUGGACUUAAUGGGAGGUGCGUGGCAGGUGGCUCUCGUGCGAGCGCAGCGGAGGCGGCAGUGGCUGCGGCACGAUUUGACCCCGUCGAUUUGAACGGCGCUCGCUCGAGGAAUUCUCCACAAGUGACCCUAAGAACUGAACCUCGGCAUUGUCCGAAGUUGCGCAAAUCUCGCAGCGAUGGGUGUGGGUUAAACCCAUCGCUUUUCCUCAAGCAUCUCCCGAACUGUUUGUGUGUCUCCAGCAUUUAUUAUGGAGGCUGAAGUGUCCUCAUAAUUGGUGUUCGAAGCUUUUCCUACUUUUGCAUCAAGCAGGAUUGUUUGGCCCACUAGGUUCAAAGGUCUAAUGGAAGGAAAAGGACACGGUGUAUAGUCAAAGCCACCUCAAUUUUAUGAAGGCAUUAUCACCUGUUGCUCGGAGCACCUUAUCGAAUUAGACGGCCAUAAUGCCUCUAAGGUUCAUAGAGCAAAACUAAAACCAUGUUCCGUUUUAUCGUUUAGAAACAUGACAAAAACAUACGCAAUUGGAUUUUACCGUGACAGGAGAUGGUCGUCGAACGUAGCAAGAGACCUUGGUUUGUUUGUCAGGGGAUGUGUGACAUCACGUCGCGUGUCUGAAAAGGAGAGGGGAAGACUUUGGGUGGGAUUUGUGAACACUGUAGAAGAUGGAGCGCAACCGUUUUCAGCGAUAACAUCCAGAGAAUCCUAAAAAUGAUUCACUCCACAUUUCCAUAUGUUGAAGUCCUCAAUUACAUUUCUAUUCCCAAAAAAUGCUGUCAAUGUGGAAAAUUACGGUUUUCCAUAAAUACAGGAAGUAAAAUUUCAAUUUCUUGCUCUAUAGAAUGACAGAAUUUUUUUUUUUACAAAACUAGCACUGCCCGCGUAUUUACGUGGGAUACAGGGAUGAGGUACAGGGUGGGGGACGGAGGGGGGCCGGGGGGGGGGAACGGAAGGGGAGCGGAAGGGGUGCUGAGGGGAGGCGUGUUGUCAGCACGACUCACGGGCAGCCCUUAAUGCUGUGGGAUGUGGGUGACGUCAUUACGCUGAUGUUCACUGUCGUGACCUGCACGCCAGCCAGCCAGGCAGGCAGCCAUCAACACUUUUUUUCGAAUAUAGUAUUAUACAGGUGGGACCUAUCAGUACAGUCAUCCCUUAAACUCGACCAAAAGGUCUCGGAUUACUCCCUUUCACGAGACUGCAAAUUAAAUUAUAGUUGACUCGGUGUGAAAUAAUGUCUCAAUUACCUUUGUCGCCAUGAGAACUACACCCAAAAUGCCUCAUGAACAUGUAGGCACAUCGGUCACUCCGUGGUGACCAGUUGGUAUUUAAAAAAGAAAAAAUCUGAAUCGUCAGAAAAAAAACUUCAAACGAGGAUGAAAUUUUUGUUGCGAGGAAUUUGUAUUUUGUUUGCUUCUAAGUCGAGUGCUUUCGUCGGUUCGAUAUACUGCGUUGGAGCUGUGGUGGCUGUGCACGCCUGUAAUCCAGCACCGCAGCGGCAAGAUUUGGUGGAUCGAACAAAUGUCCCUUCCCGUAGCGUCGAGGUGCCAUAACCCUGGCUUGCCAGGAGAAGGUGGUAGAGAGAAAAGCGAGGACGAAUAUCAUCUGUCCCUUCCGUGCAGGAUAGACUGUUGCCCCCUCGCACACGCGUGGGUUUUCUCCGGGUGCUUCGAUGUCCUUCCCACGUGCCAUGAACACGGGAUUAAUUGGCUGAAAAUAUCUCGACAUAGAGAGGACUGCAGAGCUUGGGUAAUUGUUGGCGUCGGAUAACUACCUGCCUUCCAAGCUUGUCGGGUGGGUCCUCAACGAUUAUUGGAUGCAAUUUGCAUGAAGGACGCUAUAUAUAAAACAAAAAGGAAUACUUAAUGUCUCUGGUCCGAUUUAACGUAAAUUCCAUUUUAUCUUUUGUCAGUUCCUUUUCUCUAUUCAUACUUUUGACUUUGGUAUUUCAAAGUCAAAAGUUUGAAUAGUGGGGCACUUCACACGGCUGUAAUUUGUCAUUUGUGUCUUUGUCGUGUUCAUACAGCGGCGGUUUGUACAAUGUUUUUUUGUUCUUACUUUUCCUGCGGUUCCUGGAAAUUUGGCUUGAAAAUCAAACCACGUUCAUCUGCAUUUAUGACAUCCGAGCCUGAAAAUUCAAAGCACAUUCGCAAAUAUUUGAUUAAGCUUGUGCUGUGAAUCACGCAUUAAAUAAGGAUGCCGAUGACCGUGGUGUUGAUAAUGGUGACGAUGAUUGAUGAUGGUGAUAAGUUACCUCACUGGGUAGUGGUGGACAUCGCACAAAUUAAACACACAUCGGGCAGAGCAAAAUCCCUUCUCUGUGUUACGUCCAUUCUUUCUCUCCCCCCCCCCUCGCCCCGCAAGAGAAUGUGCGCGUUUGUCCACGCCCGAGCAAAUGCACGUGGCCCGGCAUUUAAAAUCCUGAACUAGAGGGUCACCAGCUUAAAAAUACUCCAGACCUCAAAUCGCGGCCCCUCUGUUCGGAGCCGCCCACCUGCCUUCGGUGAGCUGUCAUGCAUUGCACUUAGACGUUGCAUGCCAGUCGUGUCGGUUAAUCAGCGCGUGUGAUGACACACUUCGGGUGAUGGGCCAUCGAGUUCUUCGCAGUUAAUUGUAGGGGCACCGCUGGUCACACCGUCGGUUUGGAUCUGCCACCGCUGUUAAUAUGGUUAAUGAAAUGUGAACUAACGUAAAUGUGCCUUUAAAGCUCGGUCAAUCGCAUGUAGUUUUUUUUACUUCCUUCACCUUUACGUCCUAAAUAUUAUCCCGUGGUCCGUGAAUGAAACUGGAAUAAACUGUGCAAAUAAAAAAUGUCACAUCCGGAAA
Petromyzon marinus (sea lamprey) is the source of this 5478-nucleotide messenger RNA. Its product is annotated as neuropilin-2-like. Gene Ontology annotation, molecular function: semaphorin receptor activity. Gene Ontology annotation, biological process: axon guidance. Gene Ontology annotation, cellular component: axon; postsynaptic membrane; plasma membrane. NCBI's taxonomy places the organism in Eukaryota, Metazoa, Chordata, Hyperoartia, Petromyzontiformes, Petromyzontidae. The record is from RefSeq and is a predicted model, not a curated record.